Messenger RNA from Gossypium arboreum, 1512 nucleotides. RefSeq names its product glutaminyl-peptide cyclotransferase-like. Lineage: Eukaryota; Viridiplantae; Streptophyta; Magnoliopsida; Malvales; Malvaceae. The transcript has 11 exons. The record is from RefSeq and is a predicted model, not a curated record. Gene Ontology annotation, molecular function: glutaminyl-peptide cyclotransferase activity. Bases 412 to 1296 code for a protein of 294 amino acids.
AAUACAAUUUGAGAAUUUAAGAGUAAAUUUUUAGCUGAGUGGCUUAUAAAUUUUCUCAAAAGUUCGGUUAUAUACCCCUAGCUCUUUCUCUUUUUUUUUCUUUUUUUUUUUUUUUAAUCUUCCAAUUUGUUGGGACAACAUCAUAUGCUAUUGCUGUCCAUUACUGGCUAGGAAGAUCAAAUAAAGAUUUUUUUUUUAUCUGAAGUAAAGAUUAAAAAAGAUGGAAGGAAAGUCUACACAAAUAUUUGUUUGAUAUUUGUUGGUCAACCAACAACUGCGUAUUAUGCACCUUUUACCAUGUUCGCCAAACUAUACAUCUAAGUGUAGAUGACGCCUUUGCAACUCUUUACGAAAUUCCGACUUUGAAAGGAAGCAUUACGGCAAGAGAUCAAGCUCCAAGCCUUCGCCUCUAUGGCCACUUUCAAGCAACUGUAUCUCAGAAAAGUCUUCAUUUUAGUAUCCAUUAUUUUGCUUGUUUCUGUAAUUCUUGUUUUGGGAGUUUCUUCAGCCACUUGGAAUAAGGUAUCCUCCGAUCAUUAUUCCCUUCAGUUUUACGACUUUGAAAUAGUCAAUGAAUUCCCUCACGACUCCACUGCCUUCACUCAGGGUCUUCUUUAUGCUGGAAAUGAUACUUUAUUUGAGUCAACUGGUCUUUACCGGCAAUCAUCGGUUCGGAAAGUAGCUAUUCGGACUGGAAAGGUUGAGAUUCUUCACAAGAUGGCUGAUUCAUAUUUUGGAGAGGGUUUAACUCUUCUGGGUGAAAGGCUGUUCCAAGUAACUUGGUUGACGAAAAUUGGUUUCAUAUAUGACAGAAAAAAAUUGCAGAAAUUAGAGCAAUUUACACAUGAGAUGGAAGAUGGGUGGGGACUGGCAACUGAUGGCAAAAUCUUAUAUGGAAGUGAUGGGACUUCAACACUGUAUCAAAUCGAUCCUCAAACAUUAAAAGUCACAACAAAAAAUGUCAUCAAGUUUAAUGGUCAAAAUGUACGCUACCUGAAUGAAUUGGAAUAUAUAAAUGGUGAAAUAUGGGCUAAUGUUUGGCAGACUGACUGCAUUAUAAGAAUCUCACCUAAUAAUGGUACAAUACUUGGAUGGAUUCUUCUUCCAAGUUUAAGAGAAGGACUAUUAGCGGCCGGAUAUAACGGUAUUGAUGUUUUAAAUGGCAUCGCUUGGGAUAGCGACAAUAAUCGCAUUUUUGUUACCGGAAAACUCUGGCCAAAGCUUUAUGAGAUCAAGCUGCAUCCAGCUAAGAAACACUACAACAUUGAAGACAUUGAGAAGCUUUGCUUGGCGUGAAAAUUAAGGUAUACGCAUGGGAUAUUUGUACGUUAAAACUGGAACCCAAAUUUUUCCAUUUAAAAAUACGUGAAUUGGAGAUUGUAUUUACACAUUUGAUUACUAGCAUUGUUGUAAAAUUUGUAUUUACUUGAGAAGCCAGCAUCGGCCAGUUCUGAUAAUACUAAUAAUUCACAUUUUUUUUAUGUUCUAUUAUAAUUAGUAUUGAACUUGAAA